AUGUCGAAACCCCGGAUCACCAUCACCCUUGGGCGCUCUGGUCAAAGGGUGGUAAAGGGGGCAUCGGUCAAAUCUGCUGGUUCUCGUGCCGAGUCUCAGCCGCUAUCGGGAAGGAAAAGAUCUGCGAGAGAGAUAUUUGAGAGCAAUGCUGAUAAUUCUUCUUCGUUUGCUAAAACGCGGUCUAGUUUAUUUAGCUUAGGCUUGAUUUGGCUUCGAGGGGAUAGAAUUACAAGGAGUGCAGGUGGCAGAGGAUUAAACGAUGCACAGAUUGGCCGAAAUGACCUCCGGUUGAAACUCAUGCGCAAACGAACAUCUAGGAGAAUACAGCGUGAGAUUGAAGAACGUACAAGGAUUGAGCUACGUGAAAAGAUGUCAAGACCUAUCCAAUCUACGGUAGGGCCAGAAAGGGGUCUUUUGAGGAACCUACCCCCUACAAGAGGGAAUGAUGAUUUCCUACCCAUGGACUCAUUAAGAAGAUCUUAUGCUUCUCAGACCUCGGAUGGACUAACUUCUAAAUCCUCAGAUAGAUUUCAGAAAGCUAAUAUAGAGAUGUCACCACCAAGAAAUGUCAAUCAAGUGCACCGAAUGUCAUCAGGCAGGCCAAUUGAUGAUUCAAGAACUGGACAACUAAUGUGCAGUGAUCUCUUGCAACCUUCUAGGCCAAAGGAUCCUGCACCUGUGACCAUGAGAGCCACUCUUGAUGCUGGCAAGCCAGCUUCCAAACUUCCACCAGCAGGUCUCAGUGUGCCGAGAAGCUCAUACCAUGGUGAACAACCUCCCACGGUUAGUAGCUUAUUGCACUCACUUGGUUUGGGGAAAUACGCCAUUCAUUUUCAAGCUGAGGAGGUGGACAUGGCCGCACUGAAUCAAAUGGGGGAUCGUGACCUGAAAGAGUUGGGGUUACCAAUGGGACCAAGGAAGAAGAUUCUCCUCGCCAUCUUGUCCUUGUCUAAACGGAAACCAUGA
This is a messenger RNA of Ilex paraguariensis (yerba mate), 966 nucleotides long. The record is from the annotation of a GenBank genome assembly. NCBI's taxonomy places the organism in Eukaryota, Viridiplantae, Streptophyta, Magnoliopsida, Aquifoliales, Aquifoliaceae.